Molecule: messenger RNA, 1096 nt
Organism: Homalodisca vitripennis (glassy-winged sharpshooter)
Lineage: Eukaryota; Metazoa; Arthropoda; Insecta; Hemiptera; Cicadellidae
Exons: 2
Coding region: 497-1096 (199 amino acids)
Source: RefSeq, a predicted model, not a curated record
CUUUUAUCAUAUUAUUGAACAAACAGUAGUUUAAAAGUCAAAAUCUGUGAAAUUAUCUAUUUGCAAAGAAAAGAAUUUAUCGAAAUGUACUUACUUAAACAAAGUUGACUCAAAAAGUAAUGAUCUCUAAAUUAAAGGGUAGUUUAUAAUUCAGAAGUAGAGAUUGUUAUGGGUAUUUGAUGCCCGCUUUUUUGUCGCUAGACUUUUUCAGCGUCCGCGUUGCCGUGGCAACCAAUCCCUCUAGCAUGUGGCAUUGGGAAUUGCCCACGCUCUCUUUGUGUCUAACGUUUGUGCAUACAUAAGCUCGCUUCCAUUGAUCACCGGAUGCGCUGCGCAGUGGUCUACUGCGCCGAUGACGACACAGGUACCGGCUAACCUCUCCCCCCCUCCUGUCAGCGGUGUGGGUCCCGCUUUCUCUCCACGUGGUCUGUCGUGACCAUCUCCUCUCCGUGUUUCCCUUCUGUCAGAACAAACGGUCGUUACGGUUCCGGUGAAUAUGCCGUGUUGCGCUUACUCCGGUUGCACCAAUCACACCGACUUCGGGAAGACGCUGGGUAUCUCCUUCCACCGGUUCCCGAGGAACCCCCAGGCCGCCGAGCUGUGGGCCAGCGCCUGCGGGAGGACGGAGGUGUUCAGCGUCCUCACGGCCCGGGUCUGCUCUGAACACUUCCUGGACGAAGAUUACGAAAGGGAUUUGAAAUCGGAACUGAUGAACACCGACAGGAAGAGACUGCUGAGGCAUUCAGCAGUGCCCUCUCUGUCUCCGAGCCGCCCGAGGUCGUCGAUCAGCGCUUACAGGUGUGGGCUGAAAAGAAUCACGAAAAGGAGAGCGAGGAAUCGUACCGAAAACAGCGUUGGAAUUCCUGGAGAUCCAAAUUUCGUGGAUGAUUUCGGUGAUCUUGUAAGUAGACGAUUAUUCCUAUUUCAUACUAACAUGUUUGAUUUAGUAGCAUUAAGAUUUCAACAGGGCCGGCCAUAUUUUGCACAGGGCCCUGUGCAAACAUUUACUUCUGGGCCCCCCAUUUGCGAGGCGCGCUCUGGAGUUGAGACCAAUUGGCGGGAGAAAUCCUACUCCCAGUUCUCAGCGGCCAGUUAG